Closterium sp. Yama58-4 is the source of this 2334-nucleotide messenger RNA. Lineage: Eukaryota; Viridiplantae; Streptophyta; Zygnematophyceae; Desmidiales; Closteriaceae. The record is from the annotation of a GenBank genome assembly.
AUGUUUCAGGCCGUGAGCACACGCGAUUUCGCCAGCAAGCGGCGAUCGGUUAAGUUAACUGCUGCCGGCAGCACUGACGGCCGUUCAGUCCGGCCUUCGCCGUUCGCGCGAGCGUCCACCACUCGCGGAGGCUCUUCCGGAGAAGGACGGCGAGGAGGUAAAGGAGGAAAAGCAUCCGCGACCGACGCGGCGGCUGCGGGGGCCUCGAGCAGAAGCCGGCGCAAAUGGGCGCAGUCGGGAGGCAGCCGCGCGGCGCCAUCAACGGCGGAAGAUGCGGUGCAGGCGGAACUCGCGGCGACGCCGGGACUGCUGGAGCCGAUGCGCAUCGAGCUGAUACCCGAGGAGGGGAAGGUGGACUGCUACCGCAUAGCGGCGGGCAUGAAAUCCCGGCACCCGCCAGGCGUGAUCUACGAGCUGCUGCGCGACUUCAAGCGCGCCCCCGCCAUCUUCCGCCACAUGGACAAGUGCUCCUCCGUGCCGCAGCCCGACGGCAGCCUACUGGUCGUGCAGAACGUCAAGUGGCGGUUCCAGCUGUUCUCGGGGAAGUUCGACCUGGCGCUUUACUGUCAUUGCGACGACGCGACGCGCACUAUCACGUACCGACUGGCAACUCCUGGAUUCAUGAAAGACUUUGUCGGCACAUCAACCAUUCGCAGCCUUUCCCUCCCUCACGCCUCACCCUCCUCCGCCUCCUCCUCCCUGCCUCUCACUGUUCCCGGCACACGCGCUAUCAGCCACCCUCAGCCUCUGCUACAACCAGAGCUACAGCCUCAGGCACCUCAGCCUAAGCCCUUGCACCCGGCGCUACCGAUAAAGCCAGUACAGCCGCGCCCCGCGCUACAGCAGCGGCUGCUACAGCUGCAGCAGGCAAUUCCUCUCGGCCGCUUCCCCGCUCAGCUGCUGGCGUUCGGCCGAGUGGCUGUGGGUGAGCCUCGGAUUGAAGGCGAGGGGUUAGGAGGGGGGAUUCUGGGUGGAUGGCCGAGGAUGGGUGCUGGAGCUGCUUCUGGUGCGCCCCUGGCAGCAGCAGCAGGAGGAGCAGCAGGAGCAGCAGGAGCAGGAGGAGCAGCAGCAGCAGCAGCAGCAGGAGCAGGAGGGGCAGUAGGGAGCAUGGGAGGAGGAGCUAAGAUAGGGGGGGUCGUUCAGUGGAAGGGUGGCGUGUCGGCGGGUGGUGCUUCGGAGCUGGUGAAAUGUGGACCGUCGGAUUGUGGGUCGGAGAUCGAGAUCGUCCAGAGGGUCGAACCAGCCAACUUGCCGCUCGGUCCUUUGACCCAGUACAUAUUGGGGUACAUCAUUACGGCCCAAAUGCGAGGUCUCUUCCAUGACUUGUGCGUGGAGGCAACAAACAUUGAAGCGAGGAACCUUGCGGAACAGGAAAGGUUCACCAACAGCCUGCCAGAGCCAGCAUCGCAGCCAAAGCUGCUGCCUCUGGGGGGCGACCCCCACCGAUACUCCGCCUACCACGUGUCCACUCUUGAGGCGGACCACCGGCACCGCCUGCACGUGGAGCCAGACCUGGGCAUCCCAUUGGACCUGCUCGACCUAUCCGCUUACUGUGCCCCGCCCCCCUCCCAGCGCCCUCCGCUGCACCCAGCAGAUGCGAAACUCCUGAGGGGCGACAACGCUAGUUUCAAGCACAGGGAGGGCGCGGGGGCAGCAGCAGGGGGGACAAGGGGUUUUACAUUUUCGAAGGAGGGCGCGGGGGCAGCAGCAGGGGGGGCGGGCGCGUUGCGUAUGAAGGAGAGGCCGACAGAUGCUGGGCUGAGCUGGCUGGUGCACACUCAGUACAUCUCCGCUGCUGGCUCUGGCAGUGCGCCUAAGAAGAGGGUGCUUAAUGAGAAGGAGGCAAAGCUGCUGGCACUGCAGCUGGAGCUGGCAGAUGAACAGAUGUACAGUACAAGGGAAGGGCAGAUCCGGUACAUCGAGGAAUCUUUUCAGGCUGCCCGGAAGCCGCCCGUGCAUCCGUCGAACCCGAGUCUCGAGGCAGUGGAGGUGCUACCUGUGCUGCCACUCUUUUCUCUCGCCGGCCGCCAGUUUGUGCACCUCGUGUUUGAUGACACUCCACUGGCUGACUCGCCUGCACAUAUGCACCUCAAGGAGGAGCAGAAGAAAGAAAUGGAGGCGCGGGCGAUAAUGAAGAAUUUCAAGGUGGCAGCACCGGGGGGAGGGGAGCCGCAGUCGUUUGUCGCUUACAUGGUCCCCAACAAGCGGGAGCUGGGGAGGAAGCUGAGGGACGGAGAGAGCGCACGGUACGACUGGGUUCGAGAGUAUCAUUGGAAGGUACGUAUUGCUUCAUACAUGAUGUUUUAUGAGUGGAACGUUUUGCUUCAUACUUGA